Molecule: messenger RNA, 2702 nt
Organism: Jatropha curcas
Lineage: Eukaryota; Viridiplantae; Streptophyta; Magnoliopsida; Malpighiales; Euphorbiaceae
Product: Pentatricopeptide repeat (PPR) superfamily protein
Biological process (GO): RNA modification
Molecular function (GO): protein binding; RNA binding
Source: RefSeq, a predicted model, not a curated record
CCGUUAAGGGCAAUGUAGUCUUUUUGAAAAAUACAACCGAAAAUUUGAGCUCUAAUGAAUGGUGGCCAGAGCCCAACGUUUUCCAAAUUUUUCAGGCCAGCAGAUAACAAAGCCGUUAAAAACACUGGUAGCUCUUGGUCGGAAAUUUCUGUACUAACCAAGCCAAUGCUCUCUUUAUCAUGUCUCUCGUUGAAUGCUACUCUCUUUCAACAGGCGUCAUAUCUCUCCGCACAAAAACUACAAAGCUCGAAAACAAGAAACUAUAGCCAUACAAGUGGCACAAAUUUACGUUCUUUCUCUUGCAAGAACAAUGCUAAUUCACCCUUUAAUUCCCAUUUCUAUCCAACCACCAAUGUUUCCGCCUUGGAGUUCCAGGGAACCCCAGAUCACUACUUUUCAGAUACACGAUCGGGCGGUCAUUUUAUUGACCCUGAUUUGCUUGCUGUUUGGCUUCAGUCCUGUUACAAAGCAAAAGAUGUUAAGAGAAUACACACGGUUGUUUUAAAGUGUUUGACGGAUUCAGUCAUGUAUGUUAAUAACAAUUUGAUUAGUGCCUAUUUGAAAUUGGGGGAAUUAAUUGAGGCGCGAAAGGUGUUUGAUGAAAUACCUGAACGGAAUGUUGUUAGUUGGACUGCUAUGAUUUAUGGGUACUCAAGUUUUGGUUUAGAUGAUGAAGCAUUGAGGAUGUUUAGUGGAUUUGUAGAGAGCAGGGUUGUAGCAAAUAGUAGGACGUUCGUGUGUAUAUUGAACUUAUGUAGUAGGAGGUUGGAUUUUGAGCUAGGGAAGCAAAUCCACGUUCAUGUUAUAAAGGGUAAUUGGAAGAACUUGAUCCUGGACAGUGCUGUUGUUUCAUUUUACGCCCAAUGUGGUGACUUGACAAGCGCAUCUUGUGCAUUUGAUCGAAUCAUGGAAAGGGAUGUGGUUUGUUGGACUACUAUGAUUACUGCUUUUUCCCAGCAAGGACAUGAAGACGAGGCUUUUAGAUUGUUCUCACAAAUGCUGAGUGAAGGACUUAUGCCUAAUGAGUUUACAGUGUGUAGUGUUCUAAAGGCUUGUGAAGAGAAGAAGGCGUUGAAGUUUGGGAAACAGCUACACGGUGCUAUAGUUAAGAAGAUGUAUAAGGAUGAUGUUUUUAUAGGUAGUACUUUAGUGGAUAUGUAUGCAAAAUGUGGGGAAAUUGUAGAUUCUAGGGAGGUGUUUAAUAGAAUGAAGAUUAGAAAUACAGUUACAUGGACUUCUAUUAUUGCAGGGUAUGCUAGGAGGGGGCUUGGUGAGGAUGCAAUAAGUCUCUUUCGAGUGAUGAAGAGACGUAAGAUAAUUUCUAACAACUUAACUGUUGUGAGCAUUCUGAAGGCCUGUGGUUCAAUUGGUGCGCUGCUGACAGGGAAAGAAGUUCAUGCACAAAUUAUCAAGAAUGGCAUCCAAUCAAAUGAGUACAUAGGAAGCACUCUUGUGUGGUUCUACUGUAAAUGUGGGGACUUUCACAUUGCCUCAAAACUCUUUCAACAGAUGCCCCAGAGGAAUGUUGUCUCAUGGACUGCCAUAAUCUCUGGUUAUGCUUGUCUUGGGCAUGAGUCUGAGGCUCUUGAGUUCUUGAAACAAAUGAUGGAAGAAGGCAUAGAACCAAAUGCAUUUACAUAUUCAUCAGCUUUGAAAGCUUGUGCUAAUCUUGAAUCUGUUCUGCAAGGAAAACUGAUUCAUUCCUUUGCCAACAAGGUUCCUGCAUCUGUGUUUGUAGGCACUGCAUUAAUCUAUAUGUAUUCUAGAUGUGGAUAUCUGUCAGACGCAAUUCAAGUUUUUGACAGCAUGCCAGAGCGAAACUUGAUUUCUUGGAAGACAAUGAUUUUGAGUUAUGCAAGGAAUGGUUUCUGCCAAGAGGCUUUGAAGCUCAUGUAUCGGAUGCAGGCGGAGGGUAUUGAGGUGGAUGACUACAUCUUUGCUUCAGUCGCAUGUGCGUGCGGAGACGUAGAGUGGAAUAGAGAGCCUUCAUCCGAUCAUUGUUUGCAGUCUAGUUGAUCUACACUCCAGUGUAAGGUAGAGCAUCGAUUGAGGUUGUGUAUAGCAACUAUAACUGCCUAUAUCAGUAAUAGUUUCACUUGUAAUUACUUGUAUAAGAAAGUCAAAGCUGAUAUAAAGCGAUUUACACUGCUUGACCAUCCAGUUAAGUCAGCAAUUUCCCUUCUCCCUAAUCCCAGACCCACAGUAUAAGGUUUGAAGUAACGAAGAAAGAAAUGAAUGAAGCGAAAGGUCCCUUGAAACUGCGAUAUAAUCUUGUUUGUCCUGAUUCUUGGAUGUCGUUCGACUAUUUGACACCAUAUAUUGCAUAAUGAAGUCAUAUCCAGUCCCCCGUGUCAGCAGUAGUACUACAGUCAUCUUGAGAAGCCGUCAUAAACAGGAAUUCUAUAUAUUUGGAGGGUGCUAUUUAAUGAAGCAAUCUAGUCAUGGCCCUAUCCCCAAUUUUCCUCAUUUAAAAAUCUGUUAUAAAUUAUAAUGAUGUCUUUAGAAAGAGUAUAGGCAGAGGAGAAAAUUUUUCCUGUGGAAGUGGGCUGAACUAUCAGGAUUUGAUUCCCCGUGUAUUUUUUUUAUAUAUUGCAUUAGCCCCACGAAGUUUUCCAAAAAUUUCUUUUUUAUCUAGGUAGUUUAUGUAUUUUUAUUUUUUUCCUGACACGAGUCUAAUCUAACCACCCCCAUCCCCUUCGCCA